UAAAAACCAGCUUAAAUCACCGAAGAUAAGGCAGAUAACACGCUGGUCUACUCACAAAUUUCAAUUUAAGUGUAUGUACGUGUAUUCAAGUAGCACAUAAAUUUCACCAUGGAAAGUCAUAGUGAUGAUAGUGUCAGCAGUAGUGAUCAAUUUGGCACCAGAAAGGAACCGAAGGAACCCCUACAAAUUUACUGGAAUGUACCCUCUUUCCAAUGUGAUCCUUUUAAGCUGGACUUUACCACCCUACUGAAUAAGUACAAUAUUAUACAUAAUGAAGACGUGAGAUUUAGAGGUGAUACAAUUACUAUUUUGUAUGAUCCUGGCGAUUUUCCUGCUCUAUUAAAGAAGGAGAAUGGUGAUUUUUUUUUUAGAAACGGUGGGGUACCGCAAGAGGGCAACCUGACCUGCCAUUUAGAAGUUUUAGAACAGACUAUUGUAGAACUAAUUCCUAACGAAGACUAUUCAGGUCUAGCAAUCAUAGACUUCGAAAGUUGGAGGCCAAUAUUUAGGCAACAUUGGGGUAAUAUAGAGCAAUAUAAGCAUGUUUCUGUAGAUAUUGAGCGAGAGAAGUAUCCUGAUUGGGACCAAACGUUGCUUAAAGAAGAGGCAGUUAGAAGACUAGAAGCUGCUGCGAAAAUAUUUUUGGAGGAAUCACUAAUUUUAGCCAAAAAACUGCGUCCCAACGGCAAAUGGGGCUACUAUCACUAUCCAUACUCUUACACUGAUGGAUCCCAAGACUCCGUAUCCCAAGAGGUCCAAAGUGAAAACGACAGCCUUGACUGGCUCUGGAAAGCAUCAGACGCCUUCUACCCUUCGGUUUACGUACGAAACUGGCAAUCAUUGGAAUAUCAAGUGAAAUUUAUUGAAACCACUUUGGAGGAAGUGUUUAGAGUUAAAAAGAAAUUUAAUAAUGACGCAGGAGUGUUUGUUUAUUUGACUUAUAUUUAUGGAGACUCCAAUACUUUUAUACCAAAGGAAAACAUGUCUGCCAUACUGGCUACGCUUGCACGUUAUGAUGUUGAUGGGGUAAUAUUAUGGGGCGCAAGCGCAGAUGUCUGCUCUAGGGAUAAGUGUAACCAACUUUAUGAAUAUAUCGAUAAUGUGUUUGGACCUAGUAUGAUAAGUAUAUGAUCAGUAUUAUUCGCAAUAUAACAAUAUACCAUGAAA
This is a messenger RNA of Anthonomus grandis grandis, 1167 nucleotides long. RefSeq names its product hyaluronidase B-like. The record is from RefSeq and is a predicted model, not a curated record. Gene Ontology annotation, molecular function: hyalurononglucosaminidase activity. Bases 109 to 1131 code for a protein of 340 amino acids. Gene Ontology annotation, biological process: hyaluronan catabolic process; carbohydrate metabolic process; defense response. The transcript has 7 exons. Lineage: Eukaryota; Metazoa; Arthropoda; Insecta; Coleoptera; Curculionidae.